This is a messenger RNA of Linum trigynum, 1795 nucleotides long. The record is from the annotation of a GenBank genome assembly. NCBI's taxonomy places the organism in Eukaryota, Viridiplantae, Streptophyta, Magnoliopsida, Malpighiales, Linaceae.
CGCUUCUCCCAGACUUCGUAAAGGUUCUCUAGAUUCUAGAAGCAGCGUGGACCAGUUGCAGCGUAUUAGCGUAAACCUGACGUCGCCAUCGGGAAUCGUCGGAGAAGCUGCGAAAACAGUCCGGGUCCGAAGGGCGACGGAGCUUCAGCGAUCGGGAGCUCAUUCUCCGGUAGUUCUCGACUUCCACUACUCGGCUUCAGCUACGCGGAGACUUUCAAUGGCGGACGGCAGGCUGCGGUGCCAGCGAAUUGGCUGCGACGCCACCUUCACCGAAGAGGACAAUCCCGAAGGCUCGUGUCAGUAUCAUGACUCGGUGAGCCGCCCGUUUUUACUACUUCUUAGUUGAAUUGAUAACGCUCUUCGCAUUCCUGCAGAUACUGCUUUGAAUUUAGGAUUGUUUCUCAUUCCAAUUCCUCAUCUCUUUUGCUCGUUAGGUUAAUUAGGAAGCCUUGUAGCGAGACUUUGAUAUAGAUAAUUUUGUUCUAGAUGUUCAUUCAAUCGUAAUGCUACCGGGUGGAAUCUUCUGGUUGUGCCGAUUGGAGUUCGAUAUUGUUGAAGAACUAUUCUCAUCAUUGCCUAAUUUGAAUUGUCAAUUGUGGAAUCCGUCAAGUCGAUUUGUCAUUGUUGCUAUCUCUUGAAGUAGCUUUGUUGGAAUCUUGUGCAGCUUGUACAAGUUGUGGUUUAGUGACAUUGAUUUUGCUAUGACGUCCCUAACGAGUUGUAGUGAUUGUUUCUUUUCGUUGCAUGGUUCAACUGGAUUUGGAUGGCGUCUUGGUCUCUGCAUCAGGGGCCCAUGUUUCAUGAUGGAAUGAAAGAGUGGAGUUGUUGCAAAAAGAAAAGCCAUGAUUUCAGCUUAUUCUUGGAAAUUCCAGGAUGUAAGACAGGUAAACACACUACCGAGAAGCCAGUUUUGGCAAAGGUGAAUUCAACUCCAAAGGCCCCUGUCUCUAAACCCUCUGUGCCUUCUGCAACAAGUGCACCCUCCAGAGAAGUUUGUCCUAGGUGCAAGCAGGGUUUCUUUUGCUCUGAUCAUGGUUCACAACCUAAAGAAGAUGCUGCACCAGCUAAAAGUACUGCAGAGACUCAAGUUUCCGCUCCUCCAGCUAAGAAGAAAAUCAACAUCAACGAGCCCCAAACUUGCAGAAACUCCGGGUGCGGUCAAACUUUCAAGGAAAUAAACAACCAUGAUACUGCCUGUACCUACCAUCCAGGGCCUGCUGUUUUUCAUGACAGGAUAAGAGGGUGGAAGUGUUGUGAUAUCCACGUGAAGGAGUUCGAUGAAUUCAUGAGCAUUCCUCCAUGCACCAAAGGAUGGCACAAUGCUAAUCCAACUUCUUGAUCUCGAAGAACACCUCAGCAACGACAAGUUAGUGUCUUCAUCUUUCCUUCACCUUCGAUGUCUGCGAUAACAAAAAUCUGCUACUUUGUUCUCGUUUGUCACAUCUCCAACAGACUAUCACUGUCUAUCAUGCGUCGUAGAGUGACUCGAGUGCUUCCAUUCUUGCUGAGCAAUUCAACUUUGUGGCCGAUUGUGUCAACGCUAAUGUAGUCAAUGACAGUUGAUGGAUCUUUUUUCUUCUUCUUCUUCUUCUAUUUCCCUUGGAAAGAAAAUUACAUAGAAGGUUUAGUUGGUCCUUGACUCGCAAGGCUCGCUGGGCAACGGCCCAUUUAUGAUUACCGGGCUGCUGCAACAGCCCAAGGUCUCCUCCACUGGUGUUUUAGACUAGUGGUAAUGCUCAACACUUUAAACAUCUUCGAUUUCGUGAUAGAUAUCUAAUGAAAUUAGAAAAGUGGA